Molecule: messenger RNA, 3711 nt
Organism: Symphalangus syndactylus (siamang)
Lineage: Eukaryota; Metazoa; Chordata; Mammalia; Primates; Hylobatidae
Gene: ATP12A
Product: ATPase H+/K+ transporting non-gastric alpha2 subunit
Biological process (GO): intracellular potassium ion homeostasis; potassium ion import across plasma membrane; intracellular sodium ion homeostasis
Cellular component (GO): plasma membrane
Molecular function (GO): P-type sodium:potassium-exchanging transporter activity; ATP binding; ATP hydrolysis activity
Source: RefSeq, a predicted model, not a curated record
CAACCCUGGACUCUCCCGACCCCUAGCUGUCGGUCCCCCUCCCUGCGCGCGCGCUGGCGGGUUUCCUACCCUCCGAGGCGUCCGCCGGCCUGCGCCCUGGCGGGGAAGUGGGCGGGCCGGGCGACAUUUAAGGCUGGUGCCGCCUCCCCAGUGCAGCGGCUGGCGAUCGGUCGCGGAGGUGCUUGCAGGGCCCGCGCCGCCGCCGGUAUCUCCACCGCCAACAUCCCAGCCACCGCCACUGCCACUGCCACAGCCACACGAGGCCCCCCACCGUGCGCUCCGCCGCUGCGGUCCGGGAUCCGCGCUCCAUGCCCGCAGCCCGCGGCGCCACCAGCCCAGCAUGCACCAGAAAACCCCAGAAAUUUACUCCGUGGAGCUCAGCGGAACUAAGGACAUCGUAAAAACAGACAAGGGGGAUGGCAAAGAGAAGUACAGGGGUCUGAAGAACAACUGCCUGGAACUCAAAAAGAAAAAUCACAAAGAGGAGAUUCAGAAAGAACUCCAUCUGGAUGACCACAAACUCAGCAAUAGGGAAUUGGAAGAGAAAUAUGGCACAGACAUCAAUACGGGUCUCUCCAGCACCAGAGCUGCCAAGCUCCUGGCCCGGGAUGGGCCCAACUCCCUCACCCCUCCCAAGCAGACGCCUGAGAUCAUCAAGUUCCUCAAGCAGAUGGUGGGAGGGUUCUCUAUCCUCCUGUGGGUGGGCGCCUUUCUCUGUUGGAUUGCAUAUGGGAUUCAGUACUCCAGCGACAAGUCUGCAUCCCUGAACAACGUGUACUUGGGCUGUGUGCUUGGCCUGGUGGUCAUUUUAACGGGGAUCUUUGCUUAUUACCAAGAGGCAAAAAGCACCAACAUCAUGUCCACUUUCAAUAAGAUGAUCCCUCAGCAAGCUCUCGUCAUCCGAGAUUCUGAGAAGAAGACCAUCCCUUCAGAGCAGCUGGUGGUGGGGGACAUUGUGGAGGUCAAAGGAGGAGACCAGAUCCCCGCAGACAUCAGGGUGCUGUCUUCUCAGGGAUGUCGGGUGGAUAACUCAUCUCUCACGGGGGAGUCUGAGCCCCAGCCCCGCUCCUCUGAGUUUACCCAUGAAAACCCCCUGGAAACGAAGAACAUCUGCUUCUAUUCCACAACGUGUCUGGAAGGCACUGUCACCGGCAUGGUCAUCAACACGGGUGACCACACCAUCAUUGGCCAUAUUGCCUCCUUGGCCUCAGGAGUUGGAAAUGAGAAGACGCCCAUUGCCACUGAGAUCGAGCACUUUGUUCAUAUUGUGGCAGGAGUGGCUGUCUCCAUCGGCAUCCUUUUCUUCACCAUCGCUGUGUCCCUGAAGUAUCGAGUCCUGGACUCCAUCAUCUUCCUCACUGGCAUCAUUGUGGCCAAUGUGCCUGAGGGCCUCCUGGCCACUGUCACUGUGACCCUGUCGCUGACAGCAAAACGCAUGGCCAAGAAGAACUGCCUGGUGAAGAACCUGGAGGCUGUGGAGACCCUCGGCUCCACCUCCAUCAUCUGCGCGGACAAGACUGGGACACUGACCCAGAACAGGAUGACAGUGGCCCAUCUAUGGUUCGACAAUCAGAUCUUUGUGGCUGACACCAGUGAAGACCAUUCAAACCAAGUCUUUGACCAAAGCUCUAGGACUUGGGCCUCCUUAUCCAAGAUAAUAACAUUGUGUAACCGAGCAGAGUUCAAGCCAGGACAGGAUAAUGUCCCCAUCAUGAAGAAAGCUGUGAUUGGAGAUGCCUCAGAAACUGCUCUUUUAAAAUUCUCAGAGAUCAUUUUGGGUGAUGUGAUGGAAAUUAGAAAAAGAAACCGCAAAGUAGCUGAAAUCCCUUUUAACUCUACUAAUAAAUUUCAGCUCUCCAUCCACGAGACGGAUGACCCCCACGACAAGCGCUUCCUCAUGGUGAUGAAGGGGGCCCCUGAGCGCAUCUUAGAGAAAUGCAGCACCAUCAUGAUCAAUGGCGAGGAGCACCCACUGGACAAGAGCACCGCCAAGACCUUCCACACGGCCUACAUGGAGCUGGGCGGGUUGGGCGAGCGUGUGCUGGGUUUCUGCCAUCUCUACCUGCCAGCAGACAAGUUUCCAGAAACCUACUCAUUUGACAUAGAUGCUAUGAACUUUCCGACCUCCAACCUCUGUUUUGUGGGACUCUUGUCAAUGAUCGAUCCCCCUCGGUCCACCGUGCCAGAUGCAGUCACCAAAUGCCGGAGUGCAGGGAUCAAGGUUAUUAUGGUUACUGGUGAUCAUCCCAUCACAGCCAAAGCUAUCGCCAAGAGUGUGGGGAUCAUUUCAGCCAACAGUGAAACAGUGGAAGACAUUGCACAUCGCCUCAACAUUGCUGUGGAGCAAGUUAACAAAUGGGAUGCUAAGGCCGCUGUGGUGACUGGCAUGGAGCUGAAGGACAUGAGCUCGGAACAGCUGGAUGAGAUCUUAGCCAACUACCAGGAGAUUGUCUUUGCCCGGACAUCCCCCCAGCAGAAGCUGAUCAUUGUGGAGGGUUGUCAGAGGCAGGAUGCUGUUGUUGCUGUGACAGGGGAUGGAGUCAAUGACUCUCCGGCUCUAAAGAAGGCAGACAUUGGGAUUGCCAUGGGGAUAGCAGGUUCUGAUGCAGCCAAAAAUGCAGCCGACAUGGUCUUGCUGGACGACAACUUCGCAUCCAUCGUUACAGGGGUGGAGGAAGGUCGCCUGAUCUUUGACAACCUCAAGAAGACUAUUGCUUACACCCUGACCAAGAACAUUGCCGAGCUGUGCCCCUUUCUGAUCUACAUCAUUGUCGGGCUCCCCCUGCCCAUUGGCACCAUCACCCUUCUGUUCAUUGACUUAGGGACAGACAUUAUCCCCUCCAUUGCCUUGGCAUACGAGAAAGCUGAAAGUGACAUCAUGAACAGGAAGCCUCGCCACAAGAAGAAGGACAGGCUGGUGAACCAGCCGCUCACUGUGUAUUCAUACCUGCACAUUGGCCUCAUGCAAGCCCUGGGAGCUUUCCUUGUGUAUUUCACCAUCUAUGCACAGGAGGGCUUUCUGCCCCGCACUCUCAUUAACCUGCGGGUAGAAUGGGAGACGGACUACGUGAAUGACUUGGAAGACAGCUAUGGGCAGGAAUGGACAAGGUACCAGAGGGAAUACCUAGAAUGGAUGGGCUACACAGCUUUCUUUGUUGGCAUCCUAGUCCAGCAAAUAGCAGAUCUGAUCAUCAGGAAAACCCGGAGGAAUUCCAUCUUCCAGCAGGGUCUCUUCAGAAAUAAAGUCAUCUGGGUGGGGAUCGCCUCACAGAUCAUCAUUGGUCUGAUCCUCUCCUACGGCCUCGGAAGUGUCACAGCCUUGAGAUUCACCAUGCUUAGGGCUCAGUACUGGUUUGUGGCUGUGCCGCACGCCAUCCUGAUCUGGGUGUAUGAUGAGAUGCGGAAGCUCUUCAUCAGGCUCUACCCUGGAAGCUGGUGGGAUAAGAACAUGUAUUAUUAAGACCACCUCACUUCCUUCGUCUCUCAGCGGCACGUUGGGGCACACUUGUUCAUCUUCUGACCAUUUGCUGGGAGAUUCCCCUGCAGGGCAGACAUCGUCAAAAUUCCUACAAGAGGAAAUUUUCAUGCAGCAAGCUGUAUGCAGGAUAUUCACUGACGUCUUGCACUUUAAAACUGAAAUUCAACUCUUUAUGUAGGAUUUUCUUUUCUAUCUCCAUCUCCUCAUUAAAAAAUACGUACAUUUCAAGGUAA